This is a messenger RNA of Phycodurus eques (leafy seadragon), 13067 nucleotides long. It is a transcript of the gene slc27a6, whose product is annotated as solute carrier family 27 member 6. The record is from RefSeq and is a predicted model, not a curated record. The transcript has 10 exons. Gene Ontology annotation, molecular function: long-chain fatty acid-CoA ligase activity; long-chain fatty acid transmembrane transporter activity. The coding region runs from base 37 to 1902 and encodes 621 amino acids. NCBI's taxonomy places the organism in Eukaryota, Metazoa, Chordata, Actinopteri, Syngnathiformes, Syngnathidae.
ACAGCGCAGCUCAGCGCGUCCACGGCAGACGACAUCAUGUGCUGGGUCUGGAUCUCGGCUGCGGCCGCGGGGGUUUUUUCAGCGCAUGUUUUGCAGAGACUUUGUUUUCCGCACUUUUGGAAAGACUUCUCCUUUCUGUUCAGUUUGAGCCGGUACGGUCUUAAACUGGAGCUGUUCCGGCUGACUUGUCGAGUGCGCACAGUCCUGGACAGGUUCACGCAACAGGCGCAACGCAUCCCCGACAAGCCUUUUGUGAUCUACGAAGGGAGCGUCCACACCUACAAGGACGUCGAGCAGCGCAGCAACAGACUGGCAAAUGUUUUCCUGCGCAAACUCGACGUGAGCGCAGGCGACUGCGUCGCCUUGCUCAUGAACAACGAGCCCGACUUCCUCUGCGUUUGGUUCGGCUUGGCGAAGCUCGGCUGCCCUGUUGCUUUUCUCAAUACGAACCUGAAAUCCAGGGCGCUGCUGCACUGCUUCGGCUGCUGCGGAGCCAAAGCUGUGGUCGUGGGCGCAGAUUUAGCAGAGUGUCUUCGUGGCAUCUUAAGCAACCUACUGGAGGACAACAUUCAGGUGUUGGCAAUGACGAGCCAUUGUGGGGACACAAAGGUGGAGUCCGUGCUGGAUCACAUCGAUGCUGCCUCUGACAAACCUUUACCAGCAAUUUUACGUGCCGCCCCCUCUCUCAAAUCCCCCACCCUCUACAUCUUCACCUCUGGAACCACUGGGCUUCCGAAGGCAGCAGUGAUCACUCACCUCCAAAGCUUGAAGGGAGCAGGAGGAUUCUGGGCAUUUGGGGUGACGGAAAAGGACGUGAUCUAUAUCCCUUUGCCGCUUUACCACAGUGCAGCUUCACUGAUCGGUAUAGGGGGAACCAUUGAGCUUGGUGCAACAUGUAUUCUAAAGAAGAAGUUCUCAGCCUCACAAUUCUGGAGUGACUGUCGAGAACAUAAAGUGACAGUUUUCCAGUAUAUUGGUGAACUGUGCAGAUACCUCUGCAACCAGCCAAAGACAGAGAUGGACAAGGUUCACGUAGUGCGGAUGGGAGUCGGGAACGGGCUGCGUCAGGAUGUCUGGCAGGAGUUCCAGCGACGCUAUGGAAACAUAAAAAUGUGUGAGGUAUACGGCUCCACUGAGGGAAACCUGUGUUUCAUGAAUCACAUUGGCAAGAUUGGCACAGUGGGGCGUUCAAACUUCUUCUACAAGCUCCUGUUCAAGUAUGAUCUGGUAAAGUAUGACAUGAUGGAAGACAAGCCAAUGAAAGAUCAGUAUGGUUUCUGUCAGCGAGUGAAAAAGGGCGAGACAGGGCUUUUACUAUCUAAAGUGAACGCCCUGACCCCUUUCUUUGGGUACGCUGGAAGCAAGCAGCUGACUGAAAAGAAGCUGAUAAGGAAUGUGUUUGUCAAGGGCGAUACCUACUUUAACACUGGUGACCUGAUGGCUGAAGACCACGAAGGCUUCAUCUCUUUCAAAGACAGAGUGGGAGACACAUUCAGAUGGAAAGGUGAAAAUGUAGCAACAACAGAGGUGGCACAAACCCUUGGGUCAGUUGAUUUUAUCCAAGAAGUCAAUGUGUAUGGAGUGGAAAUACCAGGGCAUGAGGGAAGAGCUGCAAUGGGUUCCAUUAUCUUAAGACCAGGCUUCAUGUUUGAUGGGAACAAAUUCUUUGAACAUGUGGUGAUGGAGCUACCCACGUAUGCUCGACCUCUCUUCAUCAGGCUUCAGGUAGUAAUGGAAAUGACCAGCACCUUUAAACAGCAGAAGUUCCAGCUGGUCCAGAGUGGAUUUAAUCCCUCAACAAUAUCAGAUCCUCUUUAUGUGUUGGAUUAUCACCAGAACACCUAUAUCCCUUUAACAAAAAAUGUCUACCAGAGUAUCCUCUGUGGAGAACGCAAGCUAUAGGACUGUGAAUACGAGUGAGCGUAAAGGUAGAGAUCCAAGCACAGUAUGAUUUUAUAAUUGAGCCUUGCUUCUUGCAGUUGUUCAUAUUUCAAGAUCGAUAGAAAUUCCAGGAUACAGGAGCCUAUAUUACAAAAAAAAGUUUACAAGUCAGAAAAUAAAAAUGUUAAACGUUGAUAUUAAAGUGCAGGUAGUAUUUAAGUUGCAAACAUUUUUAAAAAUCAAUCAGUACAAAUUCAGAGUCACACCUGGUUUACAUGGAGCUUAAUAUUCCGGUUAGAAGCAAAUUGGAAAAGAAACACAAUCCAGGAAGGAAUCGGCACGUCUCGCUCCCCUGGCCAUCUCGGUCGGCCGCGAAUGCGCUGACUGCCUGCUUUAAUUGGCCCGAAGGAGGACUUAGGAAAAAAUAAAAGUUAGGGGGGGGGGGGGGAAUCCAGGAAGGGACUGGUGUGUCGCGCUUGCCUGGCCACCUUAGAGUGCACCUCCAUCGGCCGUGAGUGCUCCUGAUGUUGACAUAAUUCUGCUCAUGUCACACGUCUGUAAAAUGUCAAUUCUGAUUGAAUACACGUAAACACCAGACCGGAAUAGAUCACGUUAGGGGUGCGCUAUAAACAGUAUACUCGAUAGGCGGUACAAAUUUAGCCAAAGGUAGAGAUUUGGACUUUAUCCACCAAUCGUUAUAAGGCUUGUUAAUGACGUCAUGGCAUCUGUCUCAGUAUAAAAAUGGCUCAAGCACGUAUGAUCACUUAGGUCCAAGCACUGUUUUUUUUUUUUAAAACAGCUGUAACCCCUAUGAUGAAAACUAUUAAUGGAUCUAGGGUUCCCUUGCCCGGUAACGUGGGUCCCCCUUCCCAUGGGCUCACCACCAGUGGGAGGGCCAUAGGGGUAGGGUGCAGUGCGAGCUGGGCGGUGGCCGAAGGCAGGGACCUUGGCGAUCCGAUCCCCGGCUACAGAAGGCUCUAGGGACGUGGAAUGUCACCUCUGUGGCAGGGAAGGAGCCCGAGCUGGUGUGUGAGGUCGAGAAAUUCAGAUUAGAUAUAGUUGGACUCGCCUCCACACACAGCUUGGGCUCUGGUGCUUGUCCUCUCGAGAGGGGUUGGACUCUCUUCCACUCUGGAGUUGCCCGUGGUGAGAGGCACCAAGCAGGUGUGGGUAUACUUAUUCCCCCCCCCCCCCGGCUCAGCACCUCUACCUUGAGGUUCACCCCAGUGGACAAGAGGGUAGCCUCCCUCCGCCUUCGGGUGGGGGGGACGGGUCCUAACUGUUGUUUGUGCCUAUGCACCAAACAGCAGUUCAGAGUACCCACCCUUUUUGGAGUUCUUGGAUGGGGUGCUGGAGAGCGCUCCAGCUGGGAACUCCAUCGUUCUGCUGGGGGACUUCAAUGCUCACGUGGGCAAUGACAGUGAGACCUGGAAGGGCGUGAUUGGGAGGAACGGCCCCCCCCAAUCAGAACCCGAGCGGUGUUCUGUGAUUGGACUUCUGUGCUCACCACCGAUUGUCCAUAACGAACACCAUGUUCAAGCAUAAGGGUGUCCACACGUGCACUUGACACCAGGACACCCUUGGUCGCAGUUUGAUGAUCGAGUUUGUGGCCGUGUCAUCGGACUUGUGGCCGCAUGUCUUGGACACUCUGGUGAAGAGAGGGGCGGAGCUGUCAACUGAUCACCACCUGGUGGUGAGUUGGCUCCAAUGGUGGUGGAAAAUGCCGGUCCGACGUGGCAGACCCAAACGUAUUGUGAGGGUGUGCUGGGAACGUCUGGCAGAAUCCCGGGUCAGAAGGAUUUUCAACUCCCACCUCCGACAGAACUUUGCUCAUGUUCCGGGGGUGGCGGGGGACAUCGAGUCCGAGUGGACCAUGUUCCGCGCCUCCAUUGCUGAGGCGGACGACCGCAGCUGUGGCCGUAAGGUGGUCGGGUGCCUGUCAUGGCGGCAAUCCCUGAACCCGUUGGUGGACACCAACGGUGAGGGAUGCCGUCAAGCUGAAGAAGGAGUCCUAUCGGGCCUGUUUGGCUUGUGGGACUCCUGAGGCACCUGGUACCGGCUGGCCAAACAGAAUGCAGCUUUGGUGGUCGCUGGGCAACAACUCGGGCAUGAGAGGAGUUCGGUGAGGCCGUGGAGAAAGACCUCCGGACGGCUUCGAGGAAAUUCUGGUCCACCAAUCCGACGUCUCAGGAGGGGGAAGCAGUGGACCAUCAACACUGUGUUUAGUGGGGUGUUGAUGGUGCACUGCUGACCUCAACUCGGGACGUUGUGAAUCGGUGGGGAGAAUACUUCGAAGACCUCCUCAAUUCCACCGACACGCCUUCCCAUGAGGAAGCAGAGUCUAGCCCCGGGGUGGAUGAGAUUCGCCCACAGUUCCUAAAGGCUCUGGAUGUUGUGGGGCUGUCCUGGUUGACACGCCUCUGAAACAUCGCAUGAACAUCAGGGACAGUGCCUCUGGAUUGGCAGACUGGGGUGGUGGUCCCCCUUUUUAAGAAGGGGGACCGGGGGGUGUCUUCCAACUAUCACACUCCUCAGUCUACCUGGUAAGGUCUAUUCAGGGGUGCUGGAGAGGAGGGCCCGUCGGGAAGUCGAAUCUCAGAUUCAGUAGGAGCAGUGUGGUUUUCGUCCUGGCCAUGGAACAGUGGACCAGCUCGACACCCUCAGCAGGGUCCUCGAGGGUGCAUGGGAGUUCGCCCAACCAGUCUACAUGUGUGGACUACGAGCAGGCGUUCGACCGUGUCCCUUGGGGGAUCCUGUGGGGGGUGCUUCGGGAGUAUGGGGUACCGAACCUCCUGAUACGGGCUGUUCGGUCCCUGUACGAUCGGAAUCAGAGUUUGAUCCGCAUAUCCGGCAGUAAGUCGGACUUGUUUCCAGUGAGGGUUGGACUCCGCCAAGGCUCCCCCUUGUCACCGAUUCUGUUCAGAACUUUUAUGGACUGAAUAUCAAGGCGCAGCCGAGGUGUAGAGGGGGUCCUGUUUGGUGGCCUCAGUAUUGCAUCUCUGCUUUUUGCAGAUGAUGUGGUUCUGUUGGCUUCAUCAAGCCGUGAGCUCCAACUCUCACUGGAGCAGUUCGCAGCUGAGUGUGAAGCGGCUGGGAUGAGAAUCAGCACCUCCAAAUCUGAGACCAUGGUCCUCAGUCGGAAAAGGGUGGCAUGCCCUCUGUAGGUCGGGGAUGAGAUCCUGCCCCAUGUGGAGGAGUUCAAGUAUCUUGGGGUCUUGUUCACGAGUGAGGGAAGAAUGGAACGGGAGAUCGACAGCGUCUGCAGUGGUGUGGACUUUGUAUCGAUCCAUUGUGGUAAAGAAGGAGCUAAGCCGAAAGGCGAAGCUCUCGAUUUACCGGUCGAUCUACGUUCCCACCCUCACCUAUGGUCACGAGGUGUGGGUCGUGACCGAAAGAACAAGAUCCCGGAUACAAGCGGCCGAAAUGAGUAUCCUCCGCAGGGUGACCGGGCUCUCCCUGAGAGAGAGGGUGAGAAGCUCUGUCAUUUGGGAGGGGCUCAGAGGAGAGCCGCUGCUCCUCCACAUCAAGGAGCCAGAUGAGGUGGCUGGGGCAUCUGAUUCGGAUGCCUCCCGGACGCCUCCCUGGUGAGGUGUUCAGGGCACGUCCCACCAGGAGGAGACCCCGGGGACGACACAGGACACGCCGGAGAGACUACGUCCUUCGGCUGGCCUGGGAACACCUCGGGAUCCCCCGGAAGAGCCGGACGAAGUGGCUAGGGAGAGGGAAGUCUGGGCUUUGCUGCUAAAGCGACUGCCCCCGUGACCGACCUCAGAUAAGCGGGAGAAAAUGGAUGGAUGGAUGGAUUAAACAGCUCCAAGCUGGUUAAGAAAAUAAUGGAAUGUGGGACUGGAAAAAAUCUGCUUAGGGUCUGGGAGUUUGCGCUGGUGUACUCCCUAAGCCUCACCUCCAUGGCAGAUAACAAGCAACACUUCUGAAAAAUAUUGCUCUCACUAAAGUUGGAUUAGGAGUAAUUAACGUAAAAGCCAUGCUAUCCUCUAAACUAUCGAGUAAUCGCAAAAAAACAAACUCGGUGCUUGACACAAUUGUGGCUAUAACCCCAUCACAGUGGAGAGUAACUAACUAUGGACUAGGUAGCAAAGCGCACAUGUCCGAAAUCACGAAAUGGAUCAGUAACUUACAGCACACGUCAGCUAGGAGGAUGACCCUAUAAGGUCAAAUGUAUGUUAUCAAUAUGAUAUCAUAAAAUAUUAAUAUAUCAGCAAAGUUAAUUGUGUUUGUUUGCACUACACCGUGCUGAAGUUUAAUUUUGAGUUUUGAGAUCUGCGCAAUUAAUUAAAAUUACAUAAAAAUGUGUUUGUUUUUGUUGUUUUGUUUUUUUUCAAUUUAGCUUUGUAAAAUUAUUGUACAACCCAUUCAGAAAUACUUCCAUUAUCAUUUUUACACUAUUUAUAUCAGCAUAUACAGUGUUCCCUUGCCACUUCGCGCUUCACGUUUUGCGGCUUCAACACUUCGCGGGUUUUUCCAAAAUAGUCAUCAAAAAAUUCAUCAAAAUACAGCCAUAGAGGGCAGAAGUUAUGCAUCUGUGGCACGCCAUUAUGGCGUGCAUGAAUCUACAGUGCGGUACAUCAAGAAAGAGGAAGCAAACAUCCGCAAAACUGCUUCAAUAACCUUCAAUAAGGAAGCGAAACGUGUGGUAUGAUAAUAAUAAGAGAAUAAAAUAAGAGAAUUGUGAAAAUGGAAGCUGCGUUGGCAUUGUGGAUUGCUGAUUGCAGGGAAAAGAUUACAAAUAUUAUCAGGACAAAGGCCAAAGCUCUCUACGACCAAAUCUUGCCCGAUGACGACAAUGAAGAGGCUUAAGAAGGUGCUGAUGAAUGUUUAUUACUGUAUAAUCAAUGUUAAUUACUGUAUAAGGUUUUAUAAUGAAAGAUUUAAGUAAAUACGUGUACUGUUGUAAUCUUACAUUUAUAAACAUUCUGGUACCCACAUCCAUGAAAAUUCUUAGGGGUGGGGGGCAAAUCCUACUUCACGGUUUUUCAUCUUUCGUGGGGGGUUCCGGUCCCCAUUAACCGCGAAAGACGAGGGAACACUGUACUGUAUAUACCGUUACCGUGGGGGAUUCAAUUCAUACCGUGAUAUAUAUUUUAGGUCAUGUCGCCCAACCCUAGAUCACGUCACGUGAAACCUUUGACCUGACAUUUUCAAUCGGAAUGAUUUCUAUCAGAAUUGGGGGAAAAAAAACAAAAAACAAGUCUGCAUGUAAACCUGGCUUUUGAGUUCCUCUAACAAAGUGACUGUGAUCAUGACUGUGUCCCCUUCAGGCCAGCCACAGUUUGGCUGUCAAGCCAUGGCAAUGGGACAAAAGUGUUUGUGAGGUGUUUUGUGGAGGCGGUCACAAAAGCCUGGUGCUGAACGUACUCCUCUGCCUGAUCAGAGUCCGGUGUAGAUGGCGCUGGGUAUUGUCCAGGAUGGAGAGGAUCUUAUCCACAGUCAGCUCUGUCACCUCGACCCAGGAGUCCAUCUCGGUACCCGUCACAGAUACCACCAGCCUGUCCGGUCGCAGAGUGUCCUUCUCUUUAAUGCUGCAUCCCCAGCACACUACAGCAUGAAAGCAAAAGAAUGCUGACAACAUCAGUGGUAAAACAUAUCCAGCAGCCUUAUUUCAUUGUUGAAGAAUCCCAUUCGCCUCAGGAAGUCUCAAUGUGUCUUUCCCUUCCUGUGGAUGCUGUCUGUGUUGUCCGACCAGUCCAUUGUGUUGUUGAGCUGUAGCCGCGGUUAUUUAGGUGGUGACCACCUCCAUGCAGUCGAUAGUACGGGCUGAAGGGUUAUAUUCCUCCUGAAGUUGGAUAUGGAGAUGUUCAGCUGCAGAUGUACAGUAUGUCCUGCAUCAUUCCCAGGAGUCCUCCAUCAGGAUCCUGUACUACUCCUCCUUUUCACCUAUUUUGGAACCAACAAGCACGGAGUCAUCUGAGUAUUUCUGAAUCGUCAGACUCAUUCCGGAAAUCUGAUUGUGUAUCUAGCGUGUGAACAGGACGGGGCUGCGCACUGUCCCCUGUGGUAAAUGCUAAAAACUAGCUAAAAAAUGGAUUUUUUAGCUAGUCUUUCAGUAGGAUUGGCUUGAUAAUGUUAAAGACAACACAAACAUUGUCACGGUACCAGUUCCACUGUCGAGGUGAGAGUGAGCUUUGUCCAGCAGGUACAGGAUUGCAUCAUCGAUGCACCAACAUUCCACAGGUGAACAGGCUCAUUGGGAACAGGUGGGUGCCAUGAUUUGGUAUAAAAGGAGCUUCCCUGAAUUGCUCAGUCAUUCACAAGCAGAGACGGGGCAAGGUUCACCUCUUUGUGAACAAGUGCGUGAGAAAAUAGUCGAACAGUUUGACAAUGUUCCCCAACGUGCAAUUGCAAGGAAUUUAGGGAUUUCAUCAUCUACGGUCCAUAAUAUCAUCAAAUGGUUCGGCGAAUCUGGAGAAAUCACUGUUUGUAACUGGCAAGGCCCAAAACCAACAUUGAACGGCCGUGACCUUCGAUCCCUCAGGCGGCACUGCAUCAAAAACGAAAUCAAUCUGUAAAGGAUAUCACCACAUGGGCUCAGGAACACUUCAGAAAACCAAUGUCAGUAUACAGUACAUCCGUAAGUGCAACUUGAAACUCUACUAUGCAAAGCAAAAGCCAUUUGUCAACAACACCCAGAAACGCCGCCGGCUUCUCUGGGCCCGAGCUCAUCUAGGAUGGACUGACCCAAAGUGGAAAAGUAUUCACAUUUCAAAUUGUUUUUGUACAACUCAAGUGUGGUAGAAGUGGCUUUGUAAAUGAUAAACAUCUGGAGGACCCGAGUGUAAGUGUGGGGAUCCACAAGACAUUUGUAUUGUUAUUUGAUCCAGGGUGGUCCAGCGGCCUCACCAACGCGCCCCGAAAACCGGCCACCCGGAAGAGGCCGCAGGGACCCAACGCCACCCCGGGCCCCCACACCAAACAGCCAUCCGGCCAGAGGGGCUUGGCUCCAGGAGCACCACCAUGAGCCGAGUGAGAACCCACCUGGCAGUCAUUGGCCCCUUGUCUAAGUGGUGCAUUAAAAUCUGGACUGGCCCGUGAGGCCCGUUUACUUUUAUAUUUACAAUAUAGUAUUGUUAUUAUCAGAUGGCACGCUACCCUGGCAGAGGGACAAAAGAUCUAGAUUCAGCAGGUUGAAGAAGGGUGACCAGCUCUUUGUGUAAUUAUGUCAUCGAUUUCUUUUUCAUUCCGCGUAUAUUUUUUUCGAAUGCAAUAUACUGUAUGGUCGCAUUUAACCAGUGAUUAAUAUUAAUAGAUGGUUUAUUUUUCCGAGUUUAAUAAAAUUGUUUUGUGAAUAUUUAUUUGGGAGGUCAAUUCUGCUUAAGUCACCAAUCACGCACAAUCUUGGGGAAAGUGGAAUCCAGCAGUUCAAAAUCAACGAGAGUUUCUGCAUAACCGAAGUCCAAAAGUAAUGAAUUUGUGUGUUAAUUUCGAAAUCUAGAUUGCGCCAGAUUGGGGCGAGCAUACUGGGAGCUAAUUGAGAUUCGGUAGUUUCAAGACUUUCUCCACCAAGCCGUUAACGUGGAUGCGAUUAUUGGAGUUUUUGAAACACUUAUAGCGUUUAAGACUUGUAGAAAUAAAUCGGAGUUUUGAGAGUUUGAUGUUGUUGCAGUCUGUGUGUUCCAAUUCUAGCCAAGAGUGUGGUGUAUUCAUUUGAUGAUUUAGCUAACCCGUAGUGGGUUAGCUAAAUAAUUGUGCUUAGAGUUGGUAGCAUUUAGGCCUCCCUCGUGUUCACUUUUCUAAACAGUGGAUCAACUAAUUCGAGUUUUUGUAUUUUUUUCAUCAAAAUGUAUUAUGGCAGAAUAAAAGGGUUGGAACCAUUUUUAAUGUGGUCUUAAAUGGAAUCGUUGCGAGUAAUUCAUUUGAUGUCAUGUUUUCAUUUUGAUUGUGGCUAUUUUUCCCAAGUAGUGACAUAGGGAGGUUAUUCCAGAAGUGGUGUGUACCAGUAAUUUAGAUUGGUUAGCUCUGGCAAAAUAUUAAUACCUAAAUACUUAAUAUUUCCGAUAGCAAUGGGGUCAUCUGGGAUUUGAUCUGCAGGAUUCCACGGGUUUUCUGUUAUUGGGAGUAUGGUUGAUUUUGUCCAAUUUGAUAGAGUCAUCUGAUAAUUGUGAAAAUGUUUUAAUGAGAUUGAAGACUGCUUGAAGAGAUGACUCGGGUUCCUGUAAAUAAAGAAGAUUUUGUGUUCUGUCACUGGCGAGCAGAUACUUUUAUAUUAUUAAUACUCUGGCGUGUGGCGGUAGCUAGAGGUUCGAUGAAUAUGGCAAAUAGCAUUGGUGAAAGUGGACACACCCUUCUCUGGUUCCUCUUUGUAGAGUAAAACGUUGCGAUGUGGUGACUGUCGCUUUUGGCGAGUUGUAUAAUCCCGCUAUCCGACGUAUAAAUGAGACAAGUGUCCGUCCGGGCCAGGCACUCUUCCUGAUUGCAUAUUUUUGGAAUCCAUUAUGUAGUGCUGUGAUAAUUAAAGGAGCAUAAAGACUGUAUUUAGUUUCUAUGUUUAAUUGAGGAAUGUUUAGAUCGUUAAUAAAAGAUUUCCAUUUCUUUUUGGUCUGGGUUGCUUGACGAUGCGUGGAAGCUGCUAUAACAAUUGUAAAAUACGUCAUUUAUCAAAACAGAUUAAACUAAAUCAUUAUAUACCUAGAACAAUGACACGUUAGAUAUGAGCUUUGCAUGGUGCAGUUGUGCUUACACCCUGUGAGGGAAGGACAGGACAUGAUACAGCAGGACAAGGACAGGAGGGGAAAUAUGCAGGACCAGGGUCGUGAACCUGGCUGGACAACUGAAGUGUGCUGGGAGUGGCUCUGUAAAUUACUGUAUAAAUGUCUGUAGAACCAGAGUGUGACUGAGAGGAUACCCAAGCAUUUCGCAUAUUUUCGUAUUUGUCGCAAUCAGUGAGUGGCCCCACACCCAGAAAAUAAGUCUCGGGGGUGUGUGUCUGUGGACACAUGCAAGUAAAUUGACACUGUUUUGCAUGCACAAUGACUGACAGAAGUGUUCUGUAAUUGCUGUGCCUGCACGGCGGAGGCAGAAGACCCCACCCAAUCAAUUGAGAGGCGGGGUCGGGCCCAGGAGUCCGCCCGAGAGCAGCCCGGUGGAUGGGACACGUCCCGCACUGAGGGACCCAGGGCAGUCCACCGGCCCCACCGAGGCGCCCUGAAAACCAGCCAGCCGGAGGAGGCUCCAGGGUCUCAAUGCCCUUAGGUGUGAAUGUGAGUGUGAAUGGUUGUUUGUUUACUGUAUGUUCCCUGCGAUUGGCUGGCGACCAGUUAAGGGUGUACCUCGCCUCCUGCGAGAAGAUGGCUGGGAUAGGCUCUCGUCCUUCUGAGAAGAAGAAGAGCAGAGAAUCAGACAGAAAGGAGUGAGGAUACAUGCUGGUGGGAUGUGUGGUUCCGUUCUUUUGUUUGUCCAAGCAAAAGGAAAAAGGGAAACAAAAGUACUUUUCUCGAAGAGCCACGGGGUGACGUUAGCAUCACGAAACAGUUGACCGUCGACAAACAGCUUGUCGACAACUACGCUCGUUUGCCUUUCUCACGGUUGCUCUUCAACAAAAUCUUACGCCUCUCGUUGAUUUCCUUGGGGAACUGGUCGUUCAUUCCGAAGCAUGUCCCUUUGAGCUCACGAUCUUUUGUUUUCACAAAAGAUUUUUGUUGGACGUCUUCAGACUUUGCUAUGAAUGGGAUGUGGUCGGUUUCCUCAACGGGAGCCUUCUAAUCAAUGAAUACGGUAAAAGGUAAUCUUGUCGACUGUAUCUUGCUGUAUCUUGAGCAUGGACACGAUGAACUUUUUAAUCUGCGCCUCGAGGUCUUCCGGUGCAUUUUCCGGAAUGCCUGAGGAAAUGAGAUUGUCGUGCAUGCCACGUGGAUGUCCAGCGUGGUUUCUUUCCUGAUUUUAUAUUCCAACCUGAGAGUUUUUAAUUCCCCUGUCGUUGACAUCAUGUUUGAUCGGAGCGUGGCCUGUGUUUCUAGUUUUCUAGUGGACCGAGAAGAUCUUCUGUCGAGCUAGAUGAAUCUGUCUUCCUCCUCAUCAGCGGCUGCUGAGUGCAGGAACUGGGAUUCUCCACGACAGAUGGGUUUGCGUUGACGUAGCUGUCGGUGAGAAUCUUUUUAAGAGUACCUUAUUGAGACGUUUUCGCAGUACAGCAUGUAAGAGAGUGAUUGCGUCAACGGUCUUUCUCUUUGAACUACCUACUUCAAAGAAGGCAAUUGCAUUCUCGGGACCGUUUGCAGGACAAUACGUCCUCUGGGUAAGCUAGGAGGUGAAGGUAUCAACGGGGGCUGCCAUUGUAAUAUCAAAAAGAAUAAUUAGCAUUUAGUCCUGGGGGAGAAAAAAAAAAGGGGGAGAAACCGCAGCUGAAAAAGGAAAAAGACAAAGUUUGUCUUGUAGUAGCUGCUUUCUUCCAGAUCUACAUAAGAGGCGGCACCGUGUUUUUGUCUCUGGAAAUCACGCGGUCUCUCACGUUGUUGUCACAGCAAUGCUCGCGUUCAGCCCAGUUUGAAGUUUAAAUCGGGAAAAAAGUUUGUUUGCUUGAUGUGCCGCUAUGCAAUGUAAGUCUCACUUUGCGUGAAAAGUGCCCUCGGAUAAUGCUCGUAAUUUGAACUGCAUAAAUACCAAAUCAAAUUAUUAGUGAUUUACAAACGUUCAAAAGCUAAAGAAAUUACUAAAUGUGUUCAGUAUGUGAGAAGGCCCUUCAUUUGUGAUUAAAUGUGAAUGCUUUUCAAAACAUCUGCAAGAACCGUGUCAUUUUCAUUUUUAUUUUUUUUUUAAUAAUUGAAGCUUUGUCAUGACUCAGCUGAUCCAGAGUUUAAACUUGCACUCAUCUUUGACUUGGUAGUUGCGGUGUAAUGUUAUGUUACACUGUUUUUCCAUUCUUCGUAUACUCACUUUGACAGACCUUUCUGUUAGUAGCAUUAACAAAAUUAUUAUCGAUGACAAAUUACUUGAUUUUUUUAUUUUUUUUUUCAUGAAAACAUGUUUAAAAUCUUUUAGUUUCAGUCAGAUCCACUCAGCCCCACCCUGUUGUACAAAUACUCACCUUAUUGAUUGAUGUAGGGAUGUGUUCAGGACUCAUCAAGUAUUAGUUUCAUAUACUGUUAAGUAUCACAAUGAACUACUCAAUCUUGUGGUACAUCAAUGUGAACAGAAUAAUGUGGUUGUUGUAAUGUUUGUGUCUAACAUGCCUC